Molecule: messenger RNA, 6057 nt
Organism: Alligator sinensis (Chinese alligator)
Lineage: Eukaryota; Metazoa; Chordata; Crocodylia; Alligatoridae
Gene: DNAAF10
Product: WD repeat domain 92
Exons: 8
Coding region: 11-1090 (359 amino acids)
Molecular function (GO): ubiquitin binding
Source: RefSeq, a predicted model, not a curated record
GCGGGUCGAUAUGUCGGGCGGGGGGCUGGAGAAGCCGCAGCUGAUCGCGCACCUGCAGCAGGCGCUGAACUACACUGCCUUCCAGGCCCUCUGGGUGCCGCGCAGCGCGCGCUUCCUCUGCCUCGGCAGCCUCCCGCGCGGCACCGGCAUCAUUCAGCUCUACGAGCUGCAGAGCGGCCGCCUCAGCCUGCUGCGCCAGAUUGAAAAGCCCAAGCCCAUUAAAUGUGGAACUUUUGGCGCUUCGUCUUUGCAGCAGAGAUAUCUAGCAACUGGAGAUUUUGGUGGCAACCUCAAUAUAUGGAACCUGGAAGCUCCAGAGAUCCCAGUCUACUCUGUGAAGGGCCAUAAAGAAAUCAUAAACAGCAUUGAUGGAAUAGGUGGCUUAGGGAUUGGGGAAGGAGCACCAGAAAUUGUGACAGGCAGUCGAGAUGGAACUGUCAAGGUAUGGGAUCCAAGACAAAAAGAUACUCCUGUUGCUAAUAUGGAACCAGUACAAGGGGAGAGCAAGAGGGACUGCUGGACAGUAGUAUUUGGCAAUGCCUACAAUCAAGAAGAACGUGUUGUGUGUGCUGGCUAUGACAAUGGCGAUAUCAAAUUAUUUGACUUAAAAACCAUGUCAUUGCGGUGGGAGACCAACAUUAAGAAUGGGGUUUGCAGUGUGGAGUUUGACAGAAAGGAUAUAAAUAUGAAUAAAUUAGUGGCUACAUCACUUGAAGGAAAGUUUCAUGUGUUUGAUAUGAGAACUCAGCAUCCAACCAAAGGCUUUGCUUCAGUUUCAGAAAAGGCUCACAAAUCUACCAUGUGGCAAGUUCGGCAUCUGCCUCAAAACAGAGAUGUAUUUAUGACCAGUGGAGGGGCGGGGAGCCUUCAUCUCUGGAAAUAUGAGUACCCUGCUCAGCGCUCAAAGAAGGAUUCAGAAGGAGUUGAAAUGGGAGUUGCAGGUUCAGUCAAUCUCUUGCAGAAUGUGACCUUGUCAACACAGCCCAUUUCUAGUCUUGAUUGGAGCCCAGACAAAAGGGGCCUCUGUGCCUGCACUGCAUUUGACCAGACUGUGAGGGUACUGAUUGUUACUAAACUCAACAAAAUUUGACAGAGAAACUAUGAUUUCCAAUGUGGAAAGUGACAUAAUUUGUGGCUUAUAUAUGAGAGAAGGAGAAACUCUUGCUUAUACCUUGAAUUUCUUUCUUAAUAAACUAGUUUAAAGUAUUUUUUAAAAUCUUUCUAUUGAAAGUUCAAAUAAACUCAGCUAUGGUUGUUCAAUUAUAGAUUAUGCUACUGUGACUUAGAGAAAGUUGCCUAGGCAUAAAACUUUUACCUUCUUGAAAUAUAUGUUUAUAUUCUUAAAACAAAAUGUGCCUUCUCUUUUAACCUACCUACACAUUAGGAAUUAUUUUAAGUUCUAAUUUAACCGCAGUGUAUCUCAUGUAGCACUAAUCUAUUCGUUCUUGUUACAUUGGGUAAUUAAGCACCUAGAAAUGCAUUUCAGGCAUAGUAACUUUCUCUGUACUUGACCACAUCUCUUAAAGUAUGUUGUAGUGACUCAGACUACCUUAUUGUGUUUAAAGAUAUUUAAAAACUGUAAUGAAUAUUAAGACGUGAAACACUCACAUCUAUUGGAAUAGCUGUUUCCUUAGAAAUGGUAUUAUAAUUAAGAUGUUGAACAAACGGACAGGGUUUUUUCAUGGUUAUGGCUCUUUUUGGAUUUUAUUUUGGUUUCUUACCAAUUUAUUACAUGGCAUCCUACAAAUAUAAAUGUCUGGAGUGUUGUUUUAACAUGAAGCACAUUAUUCAAGGAACCAGAGAUCUGGAGGAGGAUACAAGUGUAUUGGUUUACAAAAAGAAAACAGUUUUUAACAGUAAGCUACUCCUGUUGCAAAAUGGUGGAUUUGUCUGGUUCUUUCCUUGUCCUUUCCAUCAUGAAAAGCUUUCUACAGCAAUCAAAAUAGUAGCAUUUUAUAAAAUCAGAUGUUAGCAUAAUAUUCAUAAGAUAAACAUAUUAAAGGAACACUGUUAAAUAAAAGUAUAUUCAUAAUCCAAAAAAUGAAACACUAAGUAGCUGCAGUCACCAUUUCUGCCCCUGAGUUUCCCUGCCAUUUUCCCCUUAUUUUCAAACGGUUUCUCUCCCCUUGAAAGAUGCAAGUAAUAUUAGGAAAAGCAGUGAACUGGAUUAUUCAUUCUGCAGUCUAAUCCACAGAGUAAACAGGAAUGUGAAACCUGAAAAGGGGGAUGCAUUUCUUAUCAAGGAUUUGUCUUUUGCUGUAUACACUCUGGCUUCCCCUGUGACUGCUCUAUUCAACAACCAGAGAAGAACUUCUUUCUUGUGCCCUUACAUCCUGACCCAACUCAUGCAUAGGGGGAAAGAGGCAGAAACACAAACAUUGGUAUGCUGAGAGUUGAUAUAUGUGAGUGUGGCAAGUGGAAAAAGGGUUAUGGGAGUCAAGGAGAAGCAAAAUUGAGUGAUGGUCUUGAGCUAGUAGGCUGAAGCAAGUAGAGAGGAUCCAGAGGUAGGAACCAAGAGAGACAAGACUGGUGAAAUAGGAUGGAGUAUGUAGAAGUGGAGAGGUAGGAGCUGGAGGCAAGGAGUUUGGGUGGUUAGAGAGAGAGAGAGAGGGGAGACCAAUGAUUCUCAACCAGGGUGCUGCCUCAUUAUUGCUGCCGGGUGGAACUGUCCCACUGUGCCUUUCUUUCUGAGACAUAUUGUGGGGCUGGAUUGGAAAGUAGCUGCAGCCUGGCCUGACAGUCUGCCACAAGGCUGCUGUUGCUGACCUGCCUGAGAGCCCAGAUUAGUGGCAACACCACCACUACAGACAGGAUAGGGUAAAUGCUACCCCUGCCUCUGUGGUUCCUGGCAGGUAAGAGGCACCCCUGAGCUUCAUGUAUUGAGGCAGAGGCUGGGGGGGGUUGGGCAUGUGUCUUGCAUGGAAAAACGGAGGUGUUCCCUCUGCCCCUCUACAGGGAAUACUGCCAACUACAGAAAAGUUACAGAGGAAUGGCUCGAGCCUAAAAAAGCUUCAGAACAACUGCAAUAGACACAUGGGGACAGGGUGUAUAACAGCUGGGGUACUACAGUUCUUUAGGCAGACUAGAACUGAGCCCGGGAAUCCUCAGUCUCCACAUUCAUUUGCUGUAGGCAAAUACCUGUGGAACCAGAUGACAAAGUAUGCAUCAUCCUCCUCUCUACUGAUUAGGUGACACAGAAGGUAAGAGUGUGCUGCUGCAACCAGUCAUUCCCCUAGCUGGAGUGGUGGAGGACUGGGGUGGUCUAAGUUGCCAACAGAGAAUUGUGAUGAUAAUCCAUGAUGAGCGUCAAUACAAUGCAAUUUCUGUUUCCUAAAGAAAAGGAGUACACCGGGACCCCCUUCCUCCACAAAGCUAACCUUGUAUGAAGGAAACAGUGAGUUUGCCAAGUCGAGCACUUAAAAGUUAAGGAAUGCCAGAAUUAAGUGUGUUUGCAAUAUGAAUAGUUUGCUUUGCACAUACAUAUUACAAUGCAUAAUACAAAUAACUUAAGCAUCAGUGUCCUCAUGAAGUAGCUUAGUAAUAUCCUCAUUUUUAUACACGGGGAAACUGAAACUCCAAUUAAGUAACUGGCCCAUGGCCAAAUCCAAAAAGCUGGUUGUAACAGAGUGGGUUUUAUAAUUCGUGCUCUGCUGUCUAGGCAUGCUUGUUUUCACCUUGGAGGUCUCAGGUUCUCUAUGGGGACUGAUCUGGAUUUGGAUGAUUGUGCAGUAGGUUCCCUCCAUGUCACCCUUGUGUGAUGUCACCAAUUGGAUCAGGCCACUGGAUCCUUCAGAUUUUAAAGACUAUUACAAUGCAGUCUUUCAUUUUCCCCAAAGCCUGGACUUCAUCCAGUGUAUAGGGUAUAUGGUCCCUAAGAAUGAAACAGAAUUGUGCAAUGAAUUUGUCAUCUGUAGCUCCUCAGCCUCACUUGUUGCAGAAAUUGGAAGGAAUUUAGUGGAUGAAGCAGGGAACUGCAAGAAAAGAAAUUGCUGUCUUGUGUUUAAGCAGUUAUAUGUCACCCUAAAGAUCUGAUAUUUAUCUAUGCUUCUGUCCUGCUGUUGCUGAAUGAUGCCAGGCAAGUCACUUAAAUCCAAUUUUUCACAGUUUCAAGUUCAUUUGUUUAGUGCCUACUGUUAGAAACAUGGAUUUAGAUUUGGUAAGUUCUGAGCUCUUGCCAUAGCAGAUGAAGUCAAAUAUAUCUGAGCUUUGAAUAUAUUAAGUCCUUAGUACUCUGGAAAAUUGGAGCCUGGGUGUCUUCAGUUCACCACUCCAUAUUAGUGGACGCUUGAAAGUAAUGGUUUUAUUUCACUAACUGUAAAAUGGGGAUAAUACCCUCCAGUUUCCAGAGCAUUGUGAAGUAUUUGUGGACCACAGAAUAACCAUAAAGAAAUUAACUAACCCUUUACUGGAGGGAGCUUUUGGAUGAUGUACCUACUUAAAGACUGCAUCAUAUUAACUUGCCUGCUCUGUCUGUAUGCAACUUUAAGUCUGGCAUUUUCUAACUUUUGAGUGUUUGGCUUCACAAAAGUAAUGGUCUUUCAAUAUAGGAGGAGCUUUUUUUGUUUGUUUGAAAUACAAUAUUGAAAUAUGUGUACAGAACCUGUACAGAACCUAGACUCAAGCACAGUAGGAAUAUCAGGAAAUAAGAUGCACACACCAACCCUGAAGAAUUACAGAAUUUGAAGGAAAUAAUGCAAGAGCAAGAGUAUUUUCCAGUUUCAUUUUAAAGAUCCAUUGCAGGAAUGGGAUCAAUUGGCAUUGCAAGAGAUGAGUGAUAAAGGUCAACUGAAAGGAGUGUAUUUGAAGAAGUGUGUGAAAGAAAAGUGCUAAAAUGUAACACUUUAUAUCCCUAUUGGCUAACGAAAUCAUUUAUAUGUAACACUUUAUAUCCCUAUUGGCUAACGAAAUCUUGUACUCGUACAUCCUUCCAUAAUUAUGCCAAUCAUUUCAUUGUUGAUAUAUUUUAGAAAAAUGUAAAAUCUUAUUCUGAAUAGUCUGUUCAAAGCUGUAAAGUGUUACUUCUGUGCUGUUAGUGAUUUUCUUAGACAAUGUUGCUUAAGUGUAAUUUAUGUUCCAAAGAAAACGAAAUAGAUAUUAAAAAUAUAUAUAUUUCUGUAUUGCACAUGUCACCAGGGUAUUUAAAUGUUGAAGGAUGCUUGGACAAGUUGUAGAAGCAGGGACUGAAGCAGCCACUUUCAGCUAAUGCUCAGGUGGGUCCCUGUCACUUUCUUCCUAUCCUAAUCAUUGUAAUGCACAGCCAGGUCAGCAAGUAUGGAUGUGAGGAGAAGGAAUUGCUGAACCACUGCAGAUGCAAUUUGCAACUGUGUAGGGAUAAGUGUUUCCCCACCAGUAUCAGGUUCAGGGUGCUGUUCUUGGCUGUUUCUAUCCGUGGUGUGUGGGGCUUCUUAAAUGGGUUCUAGACAUAAUGCUAAUAAUAUUCUAGCCUUGCAGAGGACUUCAAAGCAUUCGGCAAGAAGUGGAUUCCACUCCUAUGACCUAGUUAGAUGUUCUCAUUUCAUGGCUAGGAAGGGCUGAGACAGACAGAGGCUAACAUACAUUCCUAAAUGUCACAAGCUUAAAUUUUUCAGCAGUACUGAGGCAGUGACAGAAAGCAAACACAUCUGUUAUUUGGAUUGUCCAGUACUAUUUCAUUAAUUGAUGUAUUUUAUAUAUUCUCAGGUCUACCUUGUAUUGCUUAUGCAGUCUUUCUGUAACAAAAACAGUACUUUUGCAGGAUUUCUCUCUGGUCACUAAUGCUAGGAGGCUUAAAAAUAUGACAAAACCCUUGGAAUGUCUAAUAUGCUUUACAGCAACAUCAAUAAUUUUACCAAUGUUAUGUGGACCUGAUCUUCUCCUUUCCUAAUAAAAAAAUCAAGAGAGUUUAACCAGGCUAAGUGAGAAAACAGAUCUUGUAUGGGCACGUCUACACAUGUAAUUAACGUGCAGAAAGCAUACUGCGCAGUAAACUUUCCCUGGAGUGCAUCUACACACGCACCCAUUAUGUUUCGUGCUAAACUAGCUUGUUAUAACAACGCUUUGCCUAUAAUGCCUUCCAUG